AUGCAUCGAGGGGUAGGUGCCGGAGGAGGAGGAGGUGGAGGAGAAUCCCGUUCCAUUCGACGGUCCCAGACGUCACGACAAGAUUCCUUUGGUUUUGCCAGACACAUCAGCGGCAGGUCUUUUCGUCAGCUUCGUCGCAUUCGCUCAGGCGGCAGUACCAGCAGUAGCAAGAUCAUCAAACGCAAGACCAAGUACCAGGAGACAAUCCCCGAAGAAGAGGAGAGUGAUUGGUGUGCCAAGUCGAAUCCCCAUCAUAUUCCUCUCCAACACAAGCGAGCAUUGGCCGUCAAGACUCUGUCCACAAUCAACAGCAGGCGACCACCAACAACUCUGGCAAACAUUGGAGAAGAUGCCACUUGUGCAACAACUGGCAAUGACAAGGACAAGCACCGUGGAGGCUUUCUGAGUCGUGCACGAAGUCAAGUCAUUGAGCCAAUUCGGACCAACAGCAGUAAGACGAGAAUGGAUACUGUAAGAGUAGGAUCAGCAGGAGCUCAGGAUGAAGAAGGAGAUGUGUUGCUGUUGCAGGUACCCAAUGGAGAGGCUGUAGAAGUCGUCUCGCUUUAUCUAGAUGAUGACCGAGAUAGUACACUGUCCCAACAUGAAGCUGAAAAUGGUGGACCACCCCUGUUCAUGAGUCACAAUGGUGACAUUGUGGAGAAUGCGCACACUACCGUGGAAGAUGAUCAUGACAACAACAGCGCCAUCAAUCCCAAUGAUCAAUCUGGCGACUCACUAGAAAUAGAACCGCCCAGUGGGGACAAGUAUUCCAUUGGCUUCUUUGAGGAUGCUGAUGGUGUGGAAAGUCGAUUCACUUUGGAUGACCACUCCACCGCUGCGGAUGAAGUAUUAUCUACAGGCAACAUGACCGAACCACAUACUCUUGCCAGGAACCCCACCACUACGAGUGUUUCCGACUACUACCGCAAUCUCAUGAUGAGUCAUGACUCUCAAGCCAGUACAGUGCCCGUGGAAAAUGUUUCACCCCCUCACAAAGACAUGCCAGUGUCGGUGGCUCCGGACACAAGCUAUAGUGAUGAGGACGAUGACACCACUGUCGCGACUAGUGUGCAACACCUACAACAUCACAGUGACACGGAUGAUGACGACGACGACGAGACACGAUACACCAGCUAUGGAGAUGCAUCCUCGGUAGGCGAUGGAACUGCUUCGGUAUUUUCAGAGAUUACCACGGACACAAUGACAACCUAUGGAACGCAUACAACCUAUGCCACCACGGCAACAGAUGUGCUGCUCCUAAAUCGAUCUUGGAGGUCUGAUUUGAGCGUCAUGACUGGAUUUCACAAACCCCUCAACAUGUCUGUCAGUGAUGAAUUCAAGGACAUGGUCAGAGAAGUCUCCAAAAAUCCAGUGGUACUCGCCCAGUGGUUGAAUCCUUUAUGA
This is a messenger RNA of Seminavis robusta, 1404 nucleotides long. The record is from the annotation of a GenBank genome assembly. NCBI's taxonomy places the organism in Eukaryota, Bacillariophyta, Bacillariophyceae, Naviculales, Naviculaceae.